Messenger RNA from Echinops telfairi (small Madagascar hedgehog), 826 nucleotides. It is a transcript of the gene PDZD9, whose product is annotated as PDZ domain containing 9. The record is from RefSeq and is a predicted model, not a curated record. The transcript has 3 exons. Bases 1 to 615 code for a protein of 204 amino acids. NCBI's taxonomy places the organism in Eukaryota, Metazoa, Chordata, Mammalia, Afrosoricida, Tenrecidae.
AUGGUGCAAGUGACUGACAAAAGCAAGAAAGGCAGCUUCGAGGGCAAGGCACCUGUACACAACUUGAGCAAAACAAAGAAGACCAAACUCAUUGUUGGCAAGUUGGGAUUAGGCCUCAUCCUCAUCCAGCAUGGACCCUACCUCCAAAUCAUCCAUCUCAUCAAGAAAGGAGCUGCAGCCAAGGAUAAAAAACUCCAGCCAGAAUACAUUUCAUUCACUAUUCAUUUCAGUACCAAGAAAACCAAGCAGGUAAAAGAUGAAGCUCCCACAAGCAACACUGAAAAUGAAGAUGUAGUUACAGAUAAGAAAUUGAAGUCUUAUAGAUAUCCACAGUCAACUGGGACUGCAAGGAGACCAGUGUCCAUCUCCACAGACUGGCACGGGUAUGAGAAGGAGGAUCAUACUAUCAGUGUAGGGAAAGACAUUCACUCUGACGUGAUGCUUCACAGAGAUCACAAGGACGUGAGAGCACCUUCUCCAUACUGGACAAUGAUGAAGCAAGCCAAUGAAAGAUCCUCCUCCUCCUCCUCCUCCUCCUCAGCCUCUUCAACCUCAGAUGCUUUCUGGCUGGAAGAAUGUGCCCAAACUGAAGAGGGCAAGGGCCAACCUGAUUAAACAAUGGUUGGCAAAUCUAAGACCAUCUGGGCAUUUCUCUUCAAAGUACCCAGUUUUUGUGUAUCAUCAUGUACAGGUUGCUAUUCUCAUAGAAAUGAGUGCAGAUUCUAUGACUGCAUCGUGAAACCUUGAUAUGUUUUUCAACUCAAAAUAGCAGUACCAUCUUUUAGAAAAUAUAGCAGAGGAAACGCAAUAUCAGAAUGAGUGGAUA